Molecule: messenger RNA, 615 nt
Organism: Colletotrichum spaethianum
Lineage: Eukaryota; Fungi; Ascomycota; Sordariomycetes; Glomerellales; Glomerellaceae
Exons: 1
Coding region: 1-615 (204 amino acids)
Molecular function (GO): phosphatidylcholine lysophospholipase A1 activity
Source: RefSeq, a predicted model, not a curated record
AUGUCACUGGGCGCCUCAGUGACGUUUGGUGUAGGGUCAACCACCGGCGAUAGCUACCGCAAGGAUCUUCAAGACCUCCUCGUCGCCAAGGGUAUAAACGUCACAUAUGUUGGUACACAAACAAAUGGAAAUUUCACCAAUAACGCAGUCGAGGCGACUCCAGGAUUCAAAAUCGACCAAAUCGCUGCAUCGGCAAAUCAGGCUGUGCCCUUGCUCAAGCCAAAUCUCGUACUUGUCGAUGCGGGCACCAACAACUGCAACAAAGGCGGGGAAGUACCCGACGCAAGAGCGAACGUUACUGCCAUGAUAAACAACAUCUAUCAGCAGAGUCCAGGAUCGACUGUGAUACUCACGUCUAUACUUGCCAACAAGAUCGCGAAGCAAGACGCUUGUCGAGUCAACAUCAACACGCAAUACACUGCUUUGGCGACACAAAUGCAGCAGUCGGGCGCCAAGUUCGCUCUAGUCGAUAUGCGCAGCCCCGAUGCACCAACUGUCAACGAUCUCGCGGAUACCAGACAUCCGAAUGACGCAGGAUAUGUCAAGAUGGCAAAUGUAUGGAUACAAGGAAUUAACGAAGUUAUGUCUAAGGGCUUCAUCACAGCACCCAUUUGA